UUGUUUUACGAGGGAAAGUGUUACUCUUACUUUUCAAUGGGAUAUAUUCUAAUUUGUAGAGCUCGACGAGCUGAUUACGAUGGCAUAAAGCAUUUUCCCCCAUGUCUCUUAAAGACCCGUUUUUCUGGAAAACCAGUUUUUUCAGAAACUCUAAAACAUAACUGAAAUUUUCCUUAAUGAGGCAGAAUUGUAGCGCACACAUUUCUGAUUAAAAUGAGACAUCUCCCACCUCCCAGUUUCUGAAAAACUGGUUUUCCAGAAAAAUGGGUCUUUAAGAGACAUGAGAGAAAAUACUUUAUGCCAUCAUAAUCAGUUCGUCGAGCUCUAUAAAUUAGAAUAUAUCCCAUUGAAAAGUGAGAGUAACACUUGGAGACCUUCUCUCGUUAGUCAAAUUCUCUGUAAACUAGUUCCACAACAUGACUGAGUGAGCGAAUAGUUUAAAUAACGAACAGUUAAAAAAUUAUUUCUUAUUUUUUGUUUAGAUCCUACAUUUCAGGCAGAAAUUAAUUUUAAAAGUCCAUUUGCCUAUUGGACACUUGGCAUUGUUAGUGUUAUAUUAACAAUAUUAGCUGAUGCUGGAAAUUUAAUUAAUUUAUUUGUAUUAACAAGACGUCAUAUGAGAAGUACAAUGACCACAUUACUUGUCACAUUGGCCUACGCUGAUUUAGUACCACCCACUGUUGUGUCAAUUAAUAGUAUUCUAUUUUAUCAUUGUUUACCAAAAAUGGAAAUAUCAUCAACAUUUCUAACAAGUCAUAAUAUAUCAAAACAUUUAUUUAAUUCAUUAGCAAAUAUUUUUACAACAUUUUCAAAUUGGAUGAUUGUUCUCAUAACAACAUUUCGAUUAAUUGUGGUCAAGAAACCAUUAUUGGCCAAAAAUUAUUGCAAUCGUCGAACAGCUCGUUAUGCUAUUAUUUCAAUAUUUAUUUUAUCAUUUUUUGUCAAUUUACCAUUAUUUCUAUUUACAAGUAUUCAAUUAUAUUGUACUGGUGAUGGUAUUACAUAUUAUGGUUUACAACGUUCCUCAAUAUUAAUGACAAAAGUUUUUUCUCGUUUAUAUUAUCCAUUAAUGGUUUCAAUUUCACUAUUAAUACCAUGGUUAAUAUGUUUUUUUAUUUGGUUAUUUUUAAUUCGUGCACUUAAAAUUGCUCAAAAACAAUUACAAAAAAAAAAUAUAAAAACAACAUUUUCUAAUGAUCGUAAACAGGAUACAUUUUUUCGUAUUACACUAAUGAUUGUUUGUGUUCUAAGUGUUUAUAUGGUUUGUCGUUCAGCUCAUCUUGUUGAAGUUAUUCAUAUUUUAUUUCAAAAUUAUUUUCCGGCAAGUCAAUUAUAUUUUACUAUUAUUCGUGUUAGAAUACUUUGUAUAUCUAAUAUUAUGUUAACUAUAAAUCAUGGAGCAUAUUUUU
Didymodactylos carnosus is the source of this 1409-nucleotide messenger RNA. The record is from the annotation of a GenBank genome assembly. Lineage: Eukaryota; Metazoa; Rotifera; Eurotatoria; Philodinida; Philodinidae.